GUUUUCUGUUACGACUCUCUUGAAAAUUGCUAGUAAAGCAUCAAGCACUGAACCUGCAAUCCCAAUACUCCUCCCAAUCAUCUCUUCACCAGCCGACACCAUGAAAUUCUUCAUCACAAACAUUGUCAUUCUCAUCGCAGCUUGCGGCACAAUAGCUGCCCCUCUUCCCAGUAAGUUGGGCCUGGCACUACGUGAGAAGCAUCCCAGAACUCAAAUGCUAAACAAAACACUUACAGACGAAAAGCCAGUUGAUCCAACUCUCUACAACAACGAUCAAGUUGCGCCUGAUGAUUAUCUUGGAGGAUUCUUCUAGGGGACGCACAGUAACGAAGAAAAGGGGACAUCUUGUUGAAGGUCUAUUUUGUACUCAGGUGCCGACAGUAAUGGGGUUUUAGGGACUUGCGUUGCCUGAUUCAUGAGAUGGAUGAGGUGUAACUUGGUGGAUAUCAGCAAUUCAAUGUGGC
Molecule: messenger RNA, 464 nt
Organism: Hymenoscyphus albidus
Lineage: Eukaryota; Fungi; Ascomycota; Leotiomycetes; Helotiales; Helotiaceae
Source: the annotation of a GenBank genome assembly